AUGACCAAGCACAAGUUCACAGACAUCAAAACAAAGUACACAACUGCAGAUAUUGUUAGGGACUUGAAACAUGAUCAUGAAGUGCAAGUCAAAUACAGCAAAGCUUGGAUGUCUAGAGAAAAAGCUAUUGAAAAAGUGAGAGGAAAAGCAGCUGAAUCUUAUGUAGAAUUGCCUAUUUAUUUGUAUAUGCUGCAUCACACAAAUGUAGGAUCAUAUAUUGAACUAAAAGCAGAUGAAGAUGGCAAUUGCCGAAAAUCUCGGUUAACAGUUUCAAUUAAAGGCUGGAACUAUUGCGUACCUGUUGUAAUAGUUGAUGGGAAUUUUUUAAAAUCAGUAUAUGGAUGGACAUUAUUGGUUGCAGCCACUCAAGAUGCAGAAGGUAGAAUCUUCCCCCUAGCAUUUUGUGUAGUUGAUUCAGAGAAUGAUGAUUCUUGGGAGUGGUUCUUUGAGAAUUUCAAGAAAGCUUAUGCUGUAAGAGAAUGCAUGAGCAUCGUAUCUGAUCGACAUGAAAGCAUCAUAAAAACAACCAACACAGUGUACCCAGAAGUACCACACGGGGCUUGCACCUUCCAUCUGCUAAAAAACAUGAAAAGCAAGUUCAAGAAGAACUCAAAAAAGUUCAAGGAUACAUUUUUCGCAGCUGGAAAUGCAUACACUGUCAAAAAGUUUGAGUACCACAUGAGAGAACUUGAUAGGAUUGACAACAGGAAGAUAGCAAAUGCAACCUCCACCAAGUUGACUGAGAAGCAUGAAGGGAUCUUGAAUGACAACUACAUCUACUUAUUGAAGUUGACGGUGCACCCAACAAAUCAUAUUUUGUACGAAGUUCGUGAUGAUGUCAAUAAAUCAAUAGUUGAUCUCAACUCAAGAACUUGCGCAUGCAACAGGUUUCAGAUGGAUCAACUUCCUUGUGCCCAUGCAAUUGCUAUUCUUAAAGAAAUGAAUCAUGACCCAUAUCAAUACUAUUCUCCAUAUUAUAGCAAGGAAUCCAUGGUUGCAACCUAUCAAGAAAUUGUUGCAUUUUGUUAUAUUGGGUAUGUGUUUGAUGUUGAAGGGAGUUGCAAUGACUUUGUAAUUGAGGUUGAAAUAGGUUGCAGUGGGUUUGCAUUUAAGAUAGCGAAAUUUUUUGCAUUAGGUUCAAAUAGGCUUGCAUUUGAGCAAGUACAAUAUUGCAUGGAGUUACAUUUGAAUAUGCAUUGGGUUGCAUUGGGGUAUGUUACACUUGCAUUAGUUUCAAUGAGCGUGUAUAUAAGGUUGCAGAUGGUUGCAUUGGGCUUGUAUGUAAGAUUCCAUUUGUAA
Humulus lupulus (European hop) is the source of this 1299-nucleotide messenger RNA. RefSeq lists its product as uncharacterized. The record is from RefSeq and is a predicted model, not a curated record. Bases 1 to 1299 code for a protein of 432 amino acids. Lineage: Eukaryota; Viridiplantae; Streptophyta; Magnoliopsida; Rosales; Cannabaceae. Gene Ontology annotation, molecular function: zinc ion binding. The transcript has 7 exons.